AUCGUAGAUAGAUUUACUCGUUUCGAUUGGAAUAAGCAGUUGAUGAUAGAAUCGUGCAAAGGUCCAGUCCGGAAACCUAGAAACAAAAUCUCUGUCCAUCGUGUCCAAAAAGAAGUUAAAUAACACCGGAAGAAGAAAUCGGACGGGCGUCGUUUAAGUCCUUCCCUUUCUUGUUAAGUAUUUUUGAAUGUAAAAAGCUCUCGAUGAGAUAUAGAAUGAAUUCAUCAUUGAUAAGAGGCGAAUGACUGCUCAAGAAAGACAUUAGGGGUUAACACAAACUUUUUAAGGACAUUUGCAAGUGAGAUCAGAAUGAGUUCAUCUUCGAGUUUGAGACGAAAAUAGAACUCCAUAAGACCAAAAGCGUCUUCGAUAUUAUCGAACCGAAAAAAACAGAGACUAUCCAUCGCAAAUGGAAAGCCCUUUGGCUCUGAUUUUACCCAAAAUGGAGACAGUUUAUAUGAACCAGUCAGAAUCGAUUUUUUUCCAUCUUAAAGAGGUCGACCCUCUCGUAGAUAAAACCAUAUUUCUUUACCGUCGCCCGUAAUUCCAGUAUUAGUGAAUUUCGUAAAGGUUCAGAAUUUGUCGUACAAUAAUCUCUUCGAUAUGAAUGAUAAGCGUUCCAGAUACUAAUACUUGGAGUAAUAUCCCAUCCCCCUCCGUUUAGAAAAGUAAAUGUGUAACAUGAUCACAACAGUUGUACUUCAGUCGAAUAAGAUUGAAUUCCCUCGACACAAAAAGGAAUGUCGAUAUUAUUUUGAUUCCUUCGACUUAGGAAUUGACUUCUUGUCGAUUGAUUUUAUUCCUCGAUCCAUUUUCCCUUGGGCAUCUCACUUACCACUUUCAAAAGGAUUUUCAGUCCUUUGGUGAAGGAUUUGGAGUCCUUUGCUCUAACCAGCUGAGCUACCUGAACCACUUUGAAAUCUGUCUCCUUUCUUUAUGUAAUUUUGCCUGCGUUCAUAGGCUGCGGGGCUGUGCACUUCAGCCC
Rubroshorea leprosula is the source of this 985-nucleotide messenger RNA. The record is from the annotation of a GenBank genome assembly. NCBI's taxonomy places the organism in Eukaryota, Viridiplantae, Streptophyta, Magnoliopsida, Malvales, Dipterocarpaceae.